AUGGCCACCGAGGACUUAUACGGCAUUGAGUCGGGGGCAACGAAAAAGAAGAAGCGCCGUCAUCGUCAUCCCAAGCCUAAUCCGAGACUCCCAACUGACUUCCUUGCCCUUCUGUCCUGGGAUUCUUGGCUCCCGUGGCCAAUUGAUUCCAAGAAAACCCAUAUGGGCAAGACAUCGCGCAAGCAUAAGAGGUCUAGGAAGAGAACAUCUCACUCGGGCACCUCACACCGUGUGCAAUCUUGGGUUCAGGAAGUGACUUCUCAAGUGACGCCCUCCGAGCCCCCGAUACCGCCAACUGUGCCAUCUCUAGCACCAUUAACCCCCCCCCCCACCCCUUCACAUCCAGUUUCGUCAUCCCCCGGGCCCCAGCAGGGAGCAGAGGUCGAAGAGGCUGGAGAGGCUGAAGAGGCUGCUUCGAAUAACGGUCAAAUGGUGGUCUCAAACCAUGGGCCUAGCUCCUGA
Messenger RNA from Fusarium verticillioides 7600, 462 nucleotides. RefSeq lists its product as hypothetical. The record is from RefSeq and is a predicted model, not a curated record. NCBI's taxonomy places the organism in Eukaryota, Fungi, Ascomycota, Sordariomycetes, Hypocreales, Nectriaceae. The transcript has 2 exons. The coding region runs from base 1 to 462 and encodes 153 amino acids.